AUCACAGUGGUGCUGGCCUUCCUGGCCACAAAACCAGGGAACAAAGUGAGAAGAUGGUUGGGGAAGGGCUUGGCCAACUCCAUCAUUCUUCUUUGUUCUGCUGGCCAAGUUUUCAUCUGUGCGAUGUGGCUUGGAAUUUCUCCCCCUUUCCCUGACUCUGACUUACACACCCAGCCAGAAGAGAUCAUCCUUCAGUGCAACGAAGGCUCUGUCGUCAUGUUUUAUCUUGUCCUUGGCUAUAUGUGUUUCCUAGCUAUCAUUUGCUUCACAGUGGCUUUCCUGGCCAGGAACCUGCCUGGGGCCUUCAAUGAGGCCAAGCUGAUCACCUUCAGCAUGCUGGUCUUCUGCAGCGUCUGGGUCUCCUUCCUGCCCACCUACCUGAGCACUAAAGGAAAGUUCUUGGUGGUCGUGCAGAUCUUCUCCAUCUUGGCUUCCAGUGCUGGUCUACUGGGCUGCAUCUUCUUCCCCAAGUGCUACAUUAUCAUCCUGAGACCUAAUCUAAACACUAAGGAACAUCUAAUGAUAAAAGUGGGAAACUGA
Ahaetulla prasina is the source of this 540-nucleotide messenger RNA. RefSeq names its product vomeronasal type-2 receptor 26-like. Gene Ontology annotation, molecular function: G protein-coupled receptor activity. The record is from RefSeq and is a predicted model, not a curated record. Gene Ontology annotation, cellular component: membrane. NCBI's taxonomy places the organism in Eukaryota, Metazoa, Chordata, Lepidosauria, Squamata, Colubridae. The transcript has a single exon. Gene Ontology annotation, biological process: G protein-coupled receptor signaling pathway. The annotation marks the transcript as partial.